UAGUUCAUUCCACCACAGGGGAACUGUUUAUAGCACAGUUUACCGCAAUUGGUACUAUGUCUUACAUUUUUCCACCACAGAGGUGAGUUGGGAACAAAUGGUUUUUAAUACACGCACACAGAAACCUGCAACACAGAACACACGCAAGUGUAGGCUGCUUAUGAGCACUGCGUAUGAAGAGUGGGAUUUCUAGAGAUUUAACUCAGACAUGAUUCAAUUUGGUGAACAAGAUGGAACCUGAGGACGCAUAUGAGAUUCCCUGUGAGGAUUUUGAGAGGGAAAAUAUUGCAGGUGAAAUGAUUGAUUUACCAGAGUUACACAACAUGGAGGAACCACCAAAAGUUGUCUAUGUGAGGUACAGAGAGAAAGGCAAAGACCACAUGUGCUGCUCUGUUUUCAACAUCAUGUUCUGCAACUGCUUGUUUCUGGGUUUAGCUGCUUUGAUAUGUUCACUGAAAGCAAGAAACAAAAUGAAUGAAGGAGACAUGGUGGGAGCUCAGAAAUGCAGCCGAUGUGCAUGUUGGACCAACACAGUGGCUGUGAUAUUGACCAUGUUGGCUCUUACUUUGUUCCUAGUGUUUGGAUUCGGUGGUUUUUACCAUUUACCUUAUGAGCAAUCUUCAUAUAAUUCAGAUUUUUCAUCAGUGGGUUCAUAUAAUUCUAAGUCCUCCUCAUAUGAUGUGUCUUUUGAUUGGGAUAUUGAUAGAUCCAAGUCCAAAAAUAAUCACAGAUCACAGUACAGACCCUCAAGCAACUGGAAUAGACCCUCAAGCAGUGGUGGUAGCCGUUACGGGGGAAGAUCCAGAGGGAAGAAGUAAUGGUGUUACUCUGAGCUUUAUUUGCAACAUUGCUGUAAUUCUUACGUUGAAUCAUCUGUUUAUUGUAACUAGAAAAUGCAUAAUCAUUUCCUGACUUUUAUUAGGAUGAUAUCAAGGUUGCAUAAAAUAUGUCUUACAUUAUGAAACAUAAGAGAAGGCAAAAAAACUAUUUGUCAUCUUGAAAUUAUAAGGUUCUAUCCAAAUAGCCUUGAGAUAUUGAGGUUUUUGCAGUUCAUUUGAUAAAACCUCUUUGUUUUCUGAAGUCCCAAAAUGUACACAACGUAAAGAUAAAAACAUCACAUAAUGUUAAUAAAUUGUCACAGAAUAAGAAUGUGAAUAACUCGAUUAAAAAAAUGACAAAAAAUAUGAAUUAUUGCAAUGCGACAAAUUGCUAAUGAGUCAUUUCAGAAAACUCAGAAGUUUUAUUUUCUGAGAAACACAAAUAUUUCCUGAGGGCCACACAUUAGUAUUCUAACAUUUCUAGAUUACUCUUAUUUUUAAAUUCGUAUAUUUCAAAUGUACCAUUCAUUUAGUUAAACUAUCUUCCAUUAGACAUUUGGUCA
Messenger RNA from Triplophysa rosa, 1381 nucleotides. Its product is annotated as interferon-induced transmembrane protein 2-like. NCBI's taxonomy places the organism in Eukaryota, Metazoa, Chordata, Actinopteri, Cypriniformes, Nemacheilidae. The transcript is spliced from 2 exons. The record is from RefSeq and is a predicted model, not a curated record. The coding region runs from base 231 to 818 and encodes 195 amino acids. Gene Ontology annotation, cellular component: plasma membrane.